Messenger RNA from Xiphophorus maculatus (southern platyfish), 1414 nucleotides. RefSeq names its product putative deoxyribonuclease tatdn3 (gene tatdn3). The record is from RefSeq and is a predicted model, not a curated record. The transcript has 10 exons. Gene Ontology annotation, molecular function: hydrolase activity, acting on ester bonds. NCBI's taxonomy places the organism in Eukaryota, Metazoa, Chordata, Actinopteri, Cyprinodontiformes, Poeciliidae. Bases 375 to 1232 code for a protein of 285 amino acids.
AUAGGCCUUCGCAGCGCUUUGCUGCUCGGGCCUAAUAAACUGUAAAAUAAACUGUAAUACUAUUAAUACACUUCCACUCCUUAGCUGCCUAGUGUCGCCAAAAAAGCAUCAUAAACCUAAUCAGUAAUAAUUUGUAUAAUUUUGACUAAAUGUUGUUUAUUUUAAGACAUUUGUGAGCCUAAAUAUAUAUACUUUACUGCACAUCUAGCUCAGGAUUCCAUGAAAAGCUUGUAGUUCACACUCCGGCCACUAGAUGGUACCAAAGCACCAACGUUAAUUUAUUUACUCGUCUUAAGUCUAAGCUAAUAACGUUCACUAGUCCAUUGGAAUAGUUUUUGUGUUCUUUAGAAAACUGAGUUUGGAAAAAAUAUGGAAUGUUUACAUGUAAUGUAAAUGGUUCUGUUUGUGUUCUGUUGGUCGUAAUGGGACCAGAUGUGGAAAAGUUAGAGCAGUCUGAAGACUUCAGAUCUCAGCCGUCUCUUUUCUCUUCUGCAGGAUCUUCCAGAUGUGAUCCACAGAACCAGGCUGGGGUAAAGACUCUGGUGGCCGUCACAGAGGAAGUGGAGGAAUUCCCCAGAGUUCUCCAUCUGCAGGAAAGAUAUCCGGACCUGGUGGCUCCGUGUCUGGGGCUGCACCCCCUGCAGGCCGCCGGGGGUCAGCACAGCGUCCGGCCUCAGGACCUGGAAGAAGCUCUGCCUCUUUUCUACAGCCACAGAGAACGACUGGUCGCCAUCGGAGAGAUCGGGUUGGAUUUCACGCCGUGGUGCGCUCCGACCCAGCAGGACAGAGACGACCAGAUGAAGGUCUUCAUCGGACAGCUGGACAUCGCCAUGGAGAUGGACCUACCUGUGAACGUCCACUCCCGCUCUGCAGCCAAAGUCACCAUAGACACCAUGAGACGGCGAGGGAUCAGCAGAGCUCUGCUGCAUAACUUCUCUGGGAAGCCGGCGGCAGCUCUGGAGGCUGUGGAGGCCGGAUUCUUCUUCUCUUUCCCUCCUGCUGUCUGCAGGAACCAGCAGAGAGACCGGCUGAUCCAGCGGAUCCCUCUGGAUCACAUCUGCCUGGAGACGGACUCUCCGGCCCUCGGCCUCCACAAGAACGAGAGGAACGAGCCGGCUAACAUCGCCCUGUCCUGCAGCUACAUCGCUAAGGUCAAAGGUCAGACGCCAGAAACGGUCCGGGACGUCACGACUCAGAACGCCUACAGACUGUUCAGCAGAGCCAGCAGAUGAUCAGAAAAACCCUGAGGAACACCAGGCUGCUCAGCGUGGAUUUAAUUUCAGUUUUAAUACAUGUAGAAACAUCAUUUCCUUAUGCGCCAGUUGGACUUUACAGAAACAGUCUUCAGUCAGAGGCCUCUUUGGAUUGGUUACAUGACUGACUGCUACAGGAGAUCCUGGGUUCUAGUUCUGGU